AUGGCGAGACGGGCUUCCUCACCGACAUUUCCUCAAUUGCCGUUAGAUUAUAGAUACUGGAACGAUCCUAGUGAUGAGUUCAAGGACGAAGAAGGAUCCUUAUUACCUCUGUAGAAGUUCUCUUACGAGAAAACUAAGAAGCAUGACAUCACGGACAUGUGCUUCAACACCACGUAUUACUAUCUUUUCGCGGUCGCCUUUGGAACAUUGUCAUUUAAUAGUGCGAUAACGAACGGUACAGUAUGCUUAUUCAGUUUGAAGAAUCCGUCGUAUCCGGAAUGGAUUUGUCCGACAGAGUCUCCCGUGAUGUGCCUGGACUUCAACGCCCAGCAUCCUCACCUUCUGGUCAUCGGUACCGUGGACGGGUCAGUAGCGGUUUAUAACGUAAUGUUACCGCCCUCCGCGCCGCAAUACAAGAGCAGCGACGUCGUGCAGAAGCACGGGGGAUUGGUAUGGGAGAUUUGUUGGGCGCCUGACACGGAAGAGGGAAAUCUGGCGUUCUUCAGCGUCAGUAUCGACGGCAAGAUAAAUCACUGGGUGUUAAAUCAAAACGAUCUCGGUCUCACCACCGUUAUGACGUUAUUUCUGGAUCGACCGCCUAUCCCGGGACCAGACGGCACGAUGAUCACGCUCAAAGGGUGUGGGAUGUGCAUGGCAUUUCAUCCUGCCGAUCAGAACGUCUUCCUGGUAGGCACGGAAGAGGGUACCAUAUACAAGUGCAAUACGGCGUACAGCAGUAUCUACAUGAGGACGUAUCACGAGGCGCACACCAUGCCAGUGUACCGGAUAGUCUUCAACAAGUUCAACUCCAGCACCUUCGCCAGCUCCGGCGAUUGGCGAAUCAAAAUCUGGGAAGACGAGAGACCGGAGUCGUUGUUCAUGUUUGAUCUGGGCGUUCCGAUCGGUGACGUUCAAUGGGCACCGUACAGCUCGACAGUGCUGGCCUGCGUAUCGAACGACGGCAAAGUUACGGUGUUUGAUCUAAAUGUUAACAAGUACAGGCCUAUAUGCAGUCAGCAGAUUGUCAGCAAACGGAAGAGCAAAUUGACGCAAUUAGCUUUCAAUUACGCGCUACCGUUUAUAAUAGUCGGCGAUGGUAAAGGUAUCGUGAAUACACUGAAACUGUCCCCAAACUUGCGGAUCCAAGUGAAACCGACGAAGACAACUGAACUAGAAUCGAUGAAGUUAGAAAAACUGCUCAGUUUUGUGCGUGAGCCUCCAGUGCUGAUUCCACCUGAAGACGUGAGAACGGUGUCCUAAAUAAGUAAAACUGAUGCGUCGAAUAUGUAUACAGAGCUUUUGAGCUUUUGUAAAACAGUGCUUUAUUAGUAUCUGCUAUAACAGAUGCGGAUACAUAUACAUAUCUAUAUUUUUACAAAUAAAUUGGCACUAAUUAAUUAAUAGAGAGCUCAAACAGUUCUACGAAGUAGUAUGUAUGCGUGGGCUUAUUGCCUGCAAAAAUCUUUAUAAUAAAUCAUCUCAAGUUCACUGUGGAAUAUGCAAUAAACAAAAUUAUUCGAUCUAAACUAUAUCCAAUCCAUGUACGAAAUAUAAUAUAUUAUAUAGGUUUUUCUAAAAUGCAAAGAAAUAAAAGAAAAUAUCUAUUUAUGGAAGUUUUGUCUUGUUCCCUUAAGAUUACGACUUUUGAUUGAGCGAAACUUG
Molecule: messenger RNA, 1662 nt
Organism: Ooceraea biroi (clonal raider ant)
Lineage: Eukaryota; Metazoa; Arthropoda; Insecta; Hymenoptera; Formicidae
Product: dynein intermediate chain 2, ciliary
Biological process (GO): cilium movement; outer dynein arm assembly
Cellular component (GO): outer dynein arm
Molecular function (GO): dynein heavy chain binding; dynein light chain binding
Source: RefSeq, a predicted model, not a curated record